This is a messenger RNA of Helianthus annuus (common sunflower), 1191 nucleotides long. RefSeq names its product bromodomain-containing protein 4-like. Bases 1 to 1191 code for a protein of 396 amino acids. The transcript is spliced from 2 exons. Lineage: Eukaryota; Viridiplantae; Streptophyta; Magnoliopsida; Asterales; Asteraceae. The record is from RefSeq and is a predicted model, not a curated record.
AUGAUGUUGGAUCAUGCCUAUCCAAAUCUGGUGAAAGAUGAACAAAACGAUCUCUUGCUAUUGCAUCACAUGGAUAAUGAAACGUUAAUCCGAUUAUCCAAGUAUACAAAGAAUUGGCCCAAACCGAAGAAGACAGAAUUUUUCGGGUUCAUCAAAAGUGAUAAGUAUGAGGAUCCAGAUCCUUAUACAAAAGAAGAAAAAGAAAAGAAGAAAAAAGAUGGAAAGAGAACUCCUACACCAAAAGUCCAAGCUGAAGAAGGAUCAUCUUCUCAACCACAGAAGAAACGUAAAAAGAAAGUGGUUGAAAAAAUGCUGGUUGAUGAACCAGAAGUAGAUGAGUCAGAAGCAAAUGUUGAAAAAGAUCAAGAACAAUUAUCUCCUGAAACUGAGCAGUUGUUGAAAGAUAUUGAUAAUACUUUAGAAGUUGGGAAAUCAGCUAGUAAGAUGGCAGUUGAUGAUGAAGAGGAGAGUUCAUCUGGUUCAGAAGUUGAUAUUGAUGCUGAAGUUGAUCGUUGGAUCAAAGAAAACUAUGAUCCAAAAGAUAGAGAGAAACAAAAGAAGAGAAAGAGGAGUUCGGAUGAUGCUGAUGAAACAUAUGUUCCAUCAGAGAAUGUUCAGGUUGUAUCACCACCAUCUUCAGGAGGUAGAAAGAAAUCAACAUCAAGAAAACGUAUUCAAACUCCAGCAGCGCGAAAGUUAAAACUCAAGCUGAAAAUAAAUCCACCAUCAGAACCACAAACUAAACCACCAUCACAAUCUAAACCUCCAUCAUCACCACAAAAUAAACAACUAUCACCACCACCACGACAACCAUCACCUGAUCCUUUACAAUCACCACCACAACAUCAUAUUUCAUCACCCAUUCAUGAACAACCACCAAUAACUUCACCACACAUCCAACAAACACCACCAAUUCCACAACCACCAGUUCAUACUACUCCUGGAUCGUCUGGUUUUGAAAAUUUUCCUCAUAUUCCAGAGGAUACAGUUCUUGAAAAGCUUGAUGAUUUUAGCUUUGUGAAUGAUGAUCUUGUGAAGGAGUUGCAAAAGAAGGUGAAUGAGGCGUUAAGUGAGAAAAAGAAGUUAGAGGAACGUGUUAAGUUUGUUAAAUCUGAGAAUUCAUCUUUGUUGAAAAAGAUUGAAGCUGAUCAAGCCGACAUAGACAUUCUGAAAGUUCGAGUUGAAAAAUAA